GUUCAACAAGCCAUUUCUGAAUGUGUCGAAAGUUGCGAGACAAAAUCCGAGCCAGAGUCGGUGACAGCCAGCGACACGUCAACCACACGGAAGAAGGUGUCUCGUCCAGCCUGUACCUACAUUUCUGACACAAGGAGCACAGUCCUGUCGAAAUGGGCGGUUUCUUCUCAAGUAUCUUUUCUGGCCUGUUCGGCACCAGGGAGAUGAGGAUCUUGAUCCUCGGUCUGGACGGUGCUGGGAAAACGACCAUCCUGUACCGACUACAGGUCGGAGAGGUGGUCACCACGAUCCCAACGAUCGGCUUCAACGUGGAAACGGUCACAUACAAGAACCUGAAGUUCCAGGUGUGGGAUCUGGGAGGACAGACGAGCAUCAGGCCCUACUGGCGAUGUUAUUACUCAAACACAGACGCUGUCAUCUACGUCGUUGACAGCAAUGACCGCGACAGGAUGGGCAUCUCUAAGUCUGAGCUGGUCGCCAUGUUGGAGGAGGAAGAGCUGAAGAAGGCGAUCCUGGUGGUGUUUGCAAACAAGCAGGACAUGGAUCAGGCGAUGACGCCCACCGAGGUGGCCAACUCUCUCGGCCUCCCCGCCCUCAAAGACAGAAAGUGGCAGAUCUUCAAGACCUCGGCCACGAAGGGCGUGGGCCUGGACGAGGCUAUGGAAUGGUUGGUGGAUUCCCUGAAGAGUCGGCAGUAAAAUGUCCCCCACCCUCAUUGUACAUAAUCCUGACCUUUUACCCCCUCGAUAUAUCGCCUUGUGACUGACCCCUCCCCAUGUCCCACUUACCUUUGGACAAGUGAUUGCACUCCUGCGCUCCUCAUCAUGCCCACCUGAAGCCAUGGCCAAGCCCUCCCAAUGCCUUCCAUGCCUGGGACUGAGAAGUGAGGGCUGCAGUAACGUCUGGUCUGAGCAUAUCUGUACGAAUCCAUUUGUAAUAAGUGUCGGCAUGUCAGAGUUAUGUUGUGAAUUCAGAGGAAUCAUUAAAUGAGGCUGUGUAAUAAGCCCGUCCGCCCCUCUGUAAAGUCUCCGAAAGCAGGAGGCGUCGUCGCAGGACACUGAAAAGACGCCAUGAAGAUCCAGCAGGGGGGAGGCUUUCACAUCAGAGGUGCCACAGUACAAAUGUCAGUCCCACUUCUGAGCAAAUGUUAUGCUGGUUCUUAGUUUGCUGGACCAUCCAUACUGAUCAGAAUUCAAUGUCCAAAAACCAACUAUGGAUAACACGAGUUUUGGUAAACAUUCUGCUGACCUGGUUGAAAUGUUCUGAAAUGGCAAAGUAAAAAUGAAUUUGGCUUCAAACUCUAAAUGUUUCCCUGCAUGUCUUCGAGCCACGUGUUACUGCAGCCCGGGCUGUUUUUGUACUAUAGUCAGGCAGAUGCACUGAUAUGGAUUUCUACCUUUUUUUCCUUUUCAUUUGUGUUGUUCCCUAUUUAGGAAAAAACAAUGUAGUAGUUAAAAGCAUUUUUCCAUUGAAAUCCUCGAGUGCAGCUUUGGCAUAUUAAUCAUUUAGUUACUGAACACUAACUGUAUGCUCAAAGUUUUAUGGUGGCAUAUUUAUAUCUGCUUGUACAGUGAAGACGAUUGAGUAAAGAUUGCUAUCGGUGAUUGUA
Molecule: messenger RNA, 1609 nt
Organism: Scophthalmus maximus (turbot)
Lineage: Eukaryota; Metazoa; Chordata; Actinopteri; Pleuronectiformes; Scophthalmidae
Gene: arl1
Product: ADP-ribosylation factor-like 1
Exons: 6
Coding region: 153-698 (181 amino acids)
Biological process (GO): vesicle-mediated transport; intracellular protein transport
Cellular component (GO): cytoplasm; Golgi apparatus
Molecular function (GO): GTP binding; GTPase activity
Source: RefSeq, a predicted model, not a curated record